Molecule: messenger RNA, 2865 nt
Organism: Momordica charantia (bitter melon)
Lineage: Eukaryota; Viridiplantae; Streptophyta; Magnoliopsida; Cucurbitales; Cucurbitaceae
Source: RefSeq, a predicted model, not a curated record
CUAUAAAUUGGUUCUCAUCAGCUCCCUGCGCAACUUAGGGCUCUGCUCCUUUCAAAUCCCGACUUUCACUUUCACGGCUUCAUGGCGCCUUCUAAACCUUAAAACCGCGGGGAGACGUGUUGGGAUUGGAAAUUUGUGGCAAUUUGGGAAUCAUGAUGUGGGUACUUGAAGGUUUUAGUUCAUUUGGUUACUCUGGCUGUGACUUGGAUUUGAUGAGAUAACAGUGUUGUAUGCAAAAACAAAAUUAUGUUGUUCAAAUUCGUUACCAACUCCAUUCUGCAGUAUAUUGGAACACUAGGAGGGAAUUUCUAUGGCUUAGACAUGCUCUUCUUCAGAGCAAAUUAGAAAUGUCUAAACUUGUAACCUGUAGAUUUUCAUUUGGAAUGGUUUUUUGGCUUCUUGACAAGGAAAGGAGAAGAAAUGCUCAACGUUUUUAAGAUAGAAAUGGAGAGUGCUGAAUAGUUUGAGCUGUUCAUUUAACAGAUAAGUUUCUACUCUUUCUCAUUUUGGUUUGUUGAUUUCGAAAUGCUCAGCUGAACUUGAGUGGUUAGAUGAGAAAUGAUGUCUGAAGAGACUGGACAGUUGUUGGUGGUCUAUGAUGAUCCCUCUGACCAACAGUCCUUGUCUUUAGACGAAACCGGCAGCACGGAGGAGUCACCUGAUGAAACCAGGCUGUCCUUGGAUUCGAGUAAUGAUGUAAUUCCAUAUAUAGGGCAAAGGUUUCCCACUCAUGAUUCUGCUCAUGAGUUUUACAGUGAAUUUGCAAAGAGAUGUGGCUUCUCAAUCCGAAGACAUCGAACAGAGGGAAAAGACGGGAUUGGGAAAGGCCUUACAAGGCGCUAUUUUGUUUGCCAUCGUGCUGGGAACACACCUAUUAAAACACCAAAUGAAAAUAAACCUCAAAGAAACAGAAAAUCCUCCAGGUGUGGAUGUCAAGCAUAUAUGAGGAUAAGCAAAACAAUGGAAUUAGGACCACCAGAGUGGCGUGUCACUGGUUUUGCGAACCACCAUAAUCAUGAACUACUAGAACCAAACCAAGUUCGUUUCCUUCCUGCAUACCGAACUAUAUCUGAUACAGACAAGACUCGAAUUGUUAUGUAUGCCAAAUCAGGAAUUUCUGUGCAGCAAAUGAUGAGGCUGAUGGAGCUAGAGAAAGGUGUGGAGCCAGGAUAUUUGCCGUUCACUGAGAAGGAUGUCAGAAAUCUACUUCAAUCAUUUAGAAAAUUAGAUCAUGAAGAAGAGAGCAUCGAUUUAUUGAGGAUGUGCAGAAACAUUAAGGAGAAAGAUCCGAACUUCAAAUUUGAGUAUGUAAUUGAUUCAAACAACAGGUUAGAGAACAUUGCCUGGUCAUAUGCGUCAUCUAUUCAGGCAUAUGAGAUAUUUGGUGAUGCAGUGGUCUUUGAUACUACACAUCGACUGACUGCAUUUGACAUGCCACUCGGGAUAUGGGUUGGAAUUAAUAACUACGGAAUGCCUUGCUUCUUAAGUUGUGUACUUCUUCGGGAGGAGAAUUUGAGAUCAUUUUCAUGGGCUUUAAAGACAUUUAUAGGGUUCAUGAAUGGGAAGGCACCACAGACGAUAUUAACUGACCAGAAUGGGUGUCUCAAAGACGCAAUUGCAAUGGAACUGCCAACUACUAAGCAUGCUCUUUGUAUUUGGAUGAUUGUGGCAAAGUUUCCAUCAUGGUUUAAUGCUGUUCUUGGAGAACGUUACAACGAGUGGAAGAGUGAAUUUUGUCGACUGUAUAAUCUUGAGUCGAUUGAGGAUUUUGAAAUAGGGUGGAGGGACAUGGUGAAUUCCUUUGGUCUGCAUACUAACAGGCACAUCGUCAACUUAUACAGUUUGCGUUCCUUUUGGGCAUCACCAUUCUUGAGAAGCCACUUCUUUGCUGGAAUGACAACUAUUGGGCAGUCAAAAACAAUUAAUGCUUUUAUUCAGCGAUUUUUGAGUGCACAGACUCGACUUGCACAGUUUAUCGAACAGGUAGCUGUUGCUGUGGAUUUUAAAGAUCAAGCUGGAGAACAACAAACAAUGCAACAAAAUCUUCAAAAUAUCAGCCUAAAAACAGGGGCCCCAAUGGAAUCGCACGCUGCGACCAUCCUCACUCCUUUCGCCUUCUCGAAGCUUCAAGAACAACUCGUGUUGGCGGCUCAUUAUGCAUCCUUUCAAAUGGAUGAUGGCUUCCUUGUGAGACAUCAUACAAAAGCGGAGGGAGGUCGGAAGGUGUAUUGGAUUCCUCGCGAGGGUAUCAUAAGUUGCAGUUGUCAUCAGUUUGAGUUCUCAGGAAUUCUCUGUCGCCAUGCUCUUCGAGUCCUCUCGACCGGGAACUGUUUCCAGAUACCAGACAGCUAUCUUCCCGUGCGAUGGCGAAGGAUAAGCAUGCCCUCAGUAAAGCUCCUUCAGAGUACUACAAAUGAUCAUACAGAAAGGAUUCAACUGUUGCAAAGCAUGGUGUCAACUCUUGUAAGUGAAUCUGCAAAAUCACGGGAGAGGCUCGAUAUUGCAACCGAGCAAGUGUCCCUCCUCUUAUCUCGCGUGCGGGAACAUCCAACUUCAUUAUCAGGUUCAAGGGAUGUUUCUACCAUACACAGGAACUUGUAACUUUAUAUUGUAAACUAGGAAAGAGUGUUGAAGGGAACAUUUUACAUGAAGCGAGCCUGAACCAGUUCGGGUUUGGGUUCGGGAGAGAGAAUUAGGCGAAAUAGAUGCCAUUUUGAAGGCCUGCCAGCUUACUUAGUUUCAUGUGCCAUUUCUUUGGUUGUUGUAUGGCUUAGAAUAUGUUCUCAUGGUUAGCAAAGGAUUAAGUAAUACACAAUUCUGUAAUGUAAGAAUUUAAUGUAAUCUUACGCAUUUCCUUCUGUUCUA